CCGGGACCAGGUUGUAUGAAGUAGGCCACUCGUGGGGACUCGCCGCGACCCUCACGCCAUGUCGCGACGCAAGCAGGCCAAUCCCCAGCACCUCCACAACGAGGAGCCGCAGCCUGCGCCCCAGGAGUUGGCCAGGGCGGCCCCGGAGGUGGUGGGAAAAUGGGCUUCAGAACUAGAUAAUGAUGUUCCAAAACCAACUUGUCCCUCCACUGACCUCAGCGACGCCCAGAAAGGCCCCGUCAUAGCUCUCUCCUCUGAGUCAAAGGAACAAACAGCGACCCUCGGAGAGAGGACGUUCAACUGCUGCUAUCCAGGUUGCCACUUCAAAACUGUUCACGGCAUGAAAGAUUUGGACCGUCAUCUAAGAAUCCACACGGGAGACAAACCACACAAGUGUGAGUUCUGUGAUAAGUGCUUCAGCCGGAAGGACAACCUGACCAUGCACAUGCGGUGCCACACCAGCGUGAAGCCCCACAAGUGUCACCUGUGUGACUACGCCGCUGUGGACAGCAGCAGCCUCAAGAAGCACCUGCGGAUACACUCCGACGAGCGGCCGUACAAAUGCCAGCUCUGCCCCUACGCCAGCCGCAACUCCAGCCAGCUCACUGUCCACCUCCGGUCCCACACAGGGGACACUCCCUUCCAGUGCUGGCUCUGUAGCGCCAAGUUCAAAAUCAGCUCGGACUUGAAAAGGCACAUGAUCGUGCACUCGGGGGAGAAGCCUUUCAAGUGCGAGUUCUGUGACGUCCGCUGCACCAUGAAGGCGAACCUGAAGUCGCACAUCCGCAUCAAGCACACCUUCAAGUGCCUGCACUGCGCCUUCCAGGGCCGGGACCGGGCCGACCUCCUGGAGCACAGCCGGCUGCACCAGGCCGACCACCCCGAGAAGUGCCCGGAGUGCAGCUACUCCUGCUCCAGUGCGGCUGCCCUGCGCGUGCACAGCCGGGUCCACUGCAAGGACCGUCCCUUCAAGUGUGACUUCUGCAGCUUUGACACUAAGCGGCCCAGCAGCCUGGCCAAGCACAUUGACAAGGUACACAGGGACGAGGCCAAAACAGAGAACCGGGCCCCACCAGGCAGGGAAGGGCCCCGAGAGGGCAGCUCCCAGCACGUGGCCAAAAUAGUGACCCAGAGGGCCUUCCGCUGCGAGACGUGCGGUGCCGCCUUCGUCAGGGACGACUCCCUGAGGUGCCAUAAGAAGCAGCACAGCGAGCAGAGCGAGAGCAAGGACUCGGACCUGGUCACCUUCCCGCCGGAAAGCGGCUCCUCGGGGCAGCUGGAGACUCCCCUGGAGCCCAGCCUGUGCCUCUAAUUCAGGCAAAGAGGGCGGUCGGCUGCCCAGAACUCCAGGCGAAUGCUGCAGCCCAGCCCCCUGAGGGAGGCCAUCCAGCCAGACUUCAGUCACCAGCCCCGGCACAGCUGCUCCCAACACCUUAGGCCUCCAGAGGCGGUGGCUGUCCCAGGGCAGACACCGUGCGGUGCAGACACCUCUUCCCGGCGCUCUUUCCUCCAGGGCUCAGCGAAGCAAGUUGACUCGGUCGUUCCAAGGUGGGGGUGCACGAGCAUCGCUGUAUCCUAGAGGGAUACCUUCCCGAUGGAUUCCAACUCCAAGACUGAUCCAUCUCUGAUGGAAUCAUUAAACUUUUAGACCACAUGGAACACUGAAAGUAACCCGAUCUGUGUAGUGGGAAAGGUGAAGAUGAGGAUAGGUACGUGGCAGGUCUGGGGAAGCUGGCUAGUUCUUAACCCGGGUGGUGGUUAUGAGUAUCCGCCUUAUACGUUUUUGUGUGGUUCCUUUUUACCUGUUGUCUUAUAAUAAAAAGCAAACUCAUCCUCAGAAUGAGGUAAGAGAAACACGCCAUUUUUCUUCCGUGGACAGGUUAUGUUAUGGGGUUCUCCCUGCCCACUCCCCCCAUUCAGUAAUCAUAAAUGCACCCAGGAUUUCUCAGCGUCAGCCCUGCCACUAUGUGAAAUGCAGUUUGAUCUGUAGGUGGCAGCAAAGAUCAAGCUAACUCUAGCUCAGCCUGUCAUGGUGUCUCGUAAGAUUCCAGAUUUGUGUGCUUGUAUUCGUAAAGAAAAGACUAAGCGCCCGCUGGGCCCUGGGCUUGGUUCUGGGACACAUGAUGCAGGGGACAGCCUGAGACUAGCAUCUGUCAUCACAGUAAGCACGUGGUGUUUGCUGAGCCAACAGACAAGUGAAAAGCCAAACCUCUCAUAAAUGGACAUUUUACUUAGGAGACUGUGGGACGUCGGUGGAUAUAGAAUUGAUCUAGAGUUACUUUGUUCUAUUUGGGUAUCUUCAUAUAUAGUCUCUCUAAUAUAAGUUCUUGUGUGCCCUCAUCGAGCUAAAUAUCUGUGCUUUUAGAAUAGAUGAAAACGAUCCAUUGUUUUUGGUCAACCGGGAAAAAGGACGUGAAAACCAGUUUUGAUAGAUUGUAUACAGGGGAAUAUUUCACUGAUGGAAUAGCAAGAGGUAUGUAGUGUAUUUUAAGAAUUUUGUUGGAACAGAUCUGAUUCACGUAUGA
This is a messenger RNA of Pteropus alecto (black flying fox), 2525 nucleotides long. RefSeq names its product zinc finger protein 64 homolog, isoforms 3 and 4-like. The transcript has 5 exons. The record is from RefSeq and is a predicted model, not a curated record. NCBI's taxonomy places the organism in Eukaryota, Metazoa, Chordata, Mammalia, Chiroptera, Pteropodidae. Bases 59 to 1312 code for a protein of 417 amino acids.